This is a messenger RNA of Dendrobium catenatum, 1755 nucleotides long. Its product is annotated as plant intracellular Ras-group-related LRR protein 4. Gene Ontology annotation, molecular function: protein binding. Lineage: Eukaryota; Viridiplantae; Streptophyta; Magnoliopsida; Asparagales; Orchidaceae. The transcript is spliced from 3 exons. The record is from RefSeq and is a predicted model, not a curated record. Bases 194 to 1699 code for a protein of 501 amino acids.
CAAAAUGAUCAACAUAAAAUUUCCAAACAAAGCACAAAAUCUCGUGAAGUUGGUGACAAUCAAAGCCAUUUCACUUUCCUCAAAUGUAUUUCUUUUCCAUUCCACGUGAACCAACUCCUCCUCCUCCCAAAAAUCUCUCCUUUGAAAAACUCCCCUACUCUUCACCUCAAAUCAAACAAAGCACCACAAAAAAAUGAGCUCCCAUUUGCAUUCCAGCGACGAUAUCAUCAAGGAAAUCAUGCGGCUUCACUGCUCUCUUCUGCCCCGUCCCCCAAUGGAUGAAAUCGAAGCCGCCAUGGCUAUCAUCCACGACGUGGACAAAGAAGAAAGGACAAGACUUGAAACCAUUUCAAAGCCGAGCAAGGCUUCUGAGAUUCAUGAAGAGCUUUUUUCCAUUCUUCAGGAGAUGCAGAGAAGCUUGGUGAGGUUUCAGAGCAAGGCACAGAGGAGAGAAGCUAUGAAGCUGAUGGAUCUUGAGAGUGUACACCAAGUGUUUGAUGAUUUGAUUCAAAGGGCUUCCAAGUGUAUUCCGUUGUUGAGAUCGAAUGGAGCUGGUUUUAUAGGUGGUGGUGACGGAGCUGUGGAGAGUAAGGAUGAUUGCUAUUUGAAGAAAGGAAAGCAGGAAAUUGUUGCAUUAGGUGAUGAAAAUGAGAAACUAAGUUUGAUCAAACUAGCAAGUCUCAUAGAAAUCUCUUUGAAGAGAGGCACUAGAGAUCUCAAUCUUCAGAAUAAGCUGAUGGAUGAAGUGGAUUGGCUGCCAAAUUCAAUAGGAAAACUUUCAUUUCUUACUACUCUUAACCUAUCUGAAAACAACAUACUUUCCAUUCCUGCCACAAUAGGAUCUUUUUCUUCCCUAAAAACUCUGGACUUUCGAGCAAAUCGAAUAACCGAGCUCCCCAACUCCAUUGGUGAUCUCCUCAGCCUAUGCUACCUCAACCUGAGAGGCAACCAGCUCACUUCACUUCCCCCUACUCUUGGAAAACUAGUAAAUCUAGAAGAGCUUGACCUCAGCUCAAAUAGGCUUUCCAGUCUCCCAGAUUCAAUUGGUCAUCUCAUCAACUUAAAGAAGCUAAACGUAGAAGCAAACAAUAUUGAGGAGCUCCCUCACACCAUUGGAAACUGCAAUUCACUUUCAGAGCUUCGAGUGGACUACAAUAACCUCAAAUGCCUUCCUGAAGCAAUUGGUAGGCUUUCAUCUUUAGAAAUCCUUUCAGUGAAGUAUAACAACAUCAAGGGUUUACCAACGACAGUGGCUUCCCUCUCCAAGUUAAAGGAGGUUGACGCCAGCUUCAAUGAGCUUGAAUCAGUCCCUGAGAGCUUAUGCCUUGUGACAACACUUGUGAAGCUUAAUGUAGGAAGUAACUUUGCUGAUCUCCAGUCAUUACCAAGGGCCAUUGGCAACCUUGAAAUGUUAGAGGAGUUAGAUAUUAGUAAUAACCAGAUCAAAGUGCUACCGGAUUCUUUCGGAAUGUUGACACAGCUCUGUGUUCUUCGAAUGGAAGAGAAUCCUUUAGAGGUUCCUCCCAGACAUGUUGCAAAGAUGGGAGCACAGGCUGUGGUGCAUUACAUGUCUGAAAUGGUUGCAAGGAAGGCAGUAAGGUCUCCUGCAGCAAAGUUCAAGAAGAAAUGCUCUCAGUUCAGCUACUUCUCAAACUCAAGUAAAAGGAAGCCUGGUCACCAUGAUAUUGGGAAGUUUUAGGCUUUGUUUGGGACGGCUUUUCUAUUGCUUUUUAAAACCGUUUUUUAGUUUAAAAA